GGAGAGAGAGACUCAGAACAUCACUCUUAGAAAUCCACUCAGUGCAAACAGGGCAUCUACACGACAUACGAGACAAGCAUGAGAAAAGGAAAAGCUAGUGUGUAACCAAAAAUAUACAAAAGAUGUGAAGCAGAAGUCUUAAACAAUCCCAGAGGGAAAUGACUUGGACUCAUAUUCGGUGAUGAGACCAGAUUCAACCAAGGACACUUAUCUUGUGCAACGAACCCUUCCUCCCAGGGUUAGGAAACAAACAAGCAUGUGACCAAAAGGCUCCAGGAGAUCAGAAGGAUCAGGCGGCUUGCAGCUGUAGCUGCCAUAUUUAUGCCAAGAUUCCCCUACAGCUCACCUUUGCAAGCUGCUACAGUGUCAACAGCCCUGUCAAUCACCCUGACAAAACGUCAUGUUACCGAACCUAUAAACCCCACCCAGCUCAAGUACAACCCAGUGUGAUAGUGAAUGGUGAGCAUUAAGGAUCCUUGUGUCUGCCAGUUGCAGUGCCCAACAGCAGCUCGCCCCCCCCAGUGCCGGUCACUUGCCGGCCGCGUUGCACGGUGUGACCGCCACUCCUGAGGUUACACAGGGAUGGCGCCGCUCUCGCGUCUCGUCCUGGUGCUGUCCGCGCUGCUUCACUGCUCUCCCGGACGGAUGAUCGGGACCACCUCUGCCACACACUCAUCUGGCAGCUCGGACCUCGUCCGUCGCCUGGCACUCUCCAGCUCAAAGAGAGACUUGGCAGCCGCCGAGCGCUCUACCACACAACAGCCAGGUACCGACGUCCUGAUGCCCGCCGGCGGGACUGGGGUGCCGGGAAAACAAGCGACAGACAAGGAGGAGUUGGCAGGGUCAUCGGUUGGCAGAUCUCGUGGCAGUGAUGAGUCUGUGGAUGACGGAGGACUUGGGGAUGAGGUAUUGAUUGAUGAUGACCCGGAGCCCCAGUCGGUUCCCAGCACACGUCACAUCCCUUCCAUGUUCUUUCCUGCUCCUGUCCCACUCCCUCCUGUGCCCCGAGACCACGUCAGCCCAGCAGAACCAGACCGGAUGGCACAGACCAAGCUCUCCCUUACAGCUACAUCUGAAACCCCUGUGUCACUCGUUAAGGAUGACCACAGCGGUCCGUACCUGGAACCUGGGUUCCCUACUGUGGAGAUCUCUGAACAAAUGACGACAACCGUCAAAUUGAAGAAAACCCGUCCCAACAUCGCUAGAGGGGACGGUCCGGAAAAAGGAAGGCUGGGGGAGAACGAGGAACAGGGUGUGGUUGUGUUAAAAGACAUUUUUGUGAUUGACUCACUGGAGCCCGUGAGCAGCAACACUCAAGGGAAACAUUCCCACUCCUCAACCCUGUCAUCGGCCAAUCCAGGACAAGCACCCCUUCUGACGUAUCGGUCUGAAACAGACAAGUCCAUUCCUGACACACCAACAACUGAGUCGUCAGUAUUGCCGUCACCUGUAAUACACACGACCCAUCAACAUGGCCGCAACGUCAAAGUCUUGCCUGCGUUCGCUGUCCGCUAUGACGUGUUUGGCCAUGUGACGCAUAGGAGCCUGAAUGGGGGCCCCUGUGUGCAGGCCCUGGGCCCCUGCGUCGUCCCCACCGCCACCUACGGCACCAUGCUGCUGUGGGAGGACCUGAGCCGCACGCUGGCCUUCGCCUGGGAGCUCCACGUCUACGGCUCCGCCUGCCUCUUCCUGCUGCUGUCCUGCGUGGCGGCACUGGGAAUGAUCGGGGGCUCCACCAAGGUCCAUCAUCUCUGCGGAAACCUGACCCUGGCCAACGGGCUGCUCCUGCUGACCGGUGCACUCCGCGCUGUCCUCCUCCUCACCGACCCGUACGGCACGCGCCGGGUCUUGUCUCGGCCCGUCCUCACCGCCCUCUACAACCUGCCGCUGCCACUGAUGCUAUGGGCCCAGGUCGCCCUGAACAUGAUUCCCCACCGGCGGGCCGACGUGAAUCAGCGGCCCUCCCCUCUGCAGCGCCCCUAUGUGGUGGGAGGUCUAGCGGUGACGCACUGCACCCUGCUACUGGGGGCCGACCUGCUCUCUCCAGCGCUGUCUCCUGACCUCCCUGUGGCGCUACAGAGCCUCUCUCUCUGCUGGUGCCUGCCCCUCUGCCUGGGCCUCCUCACCCAAUCCCUCUCCCACCUGCACCCCUUCUCCAAGACCCCAAUACCGCAGUGGGGGACCCCUCAGAGAUCAGAGGAGCGUGCGAGGCGAGUGGCGGCAGUCUGUGCCCUCCUGGGGCUGCUCUGCUUGGGCAUGCAGAUCUACAGCCUGCUUUGGCUCUACGGGCUCCUGGGGGACUGGAGGCGCUUCAGCUGGGGCUGGUGGCUGGGCCAGUUCUGGGCCCGUGUGCUGGAACUGUUCUGGUGCUUCUCCAUGCUGGUGCUGGCCUCCUGGGUGUUCUGGACCCCCCGGAGGAGCCGUGCGAGGUGUGAACACAACCAGCGCAAGGCGAAGGGAUUGUCAUUUUGGGAGAGAGUGCAGGAAACCCUGUGGAUGGGGCCUUUCAGGAAGUCGGAGAAAAACUGGGCGGAGCUCAUGCCAAACAACUGGGCGGGACAGCAUCCCUCGAGAACAGACAGCGGCUCCAUACUUGGUGUCUAUGACGACCCCCACACCGCAGACAGUCUGAGGGACACCGUGUCACUGCCCCAUCAGUCAGGUGGGGGCGGGGUGCACACCGCCAGCAGCGGUGAAGCUCACCUCCUUUGGCAGCAGAUGGGUGAGCGAGAAUGCAUCCUCUCCUUCAUAGAGUUCGACAUGCGCCCGCCGUCGCCGAUCAACCUCAGCCUCAGCAUUGACAACGCCCUCCAGCGUGACCACAGGCACCUGCUGGGGGUGGGCAGCCUAUUCUCAGCCCCACUCCCCUCCUCCUGGGCACUGUCAGCCGGGGCUACUGACUCUGACCCCUCACGGGGGGACAAUGAGCUGGCACCUGCCUCUCCAACCUUUUCUGGCUACGGGUGGGGGAGGGACGCGGACUCCAGGCCUGUGACUCCUGACCAUUUCAGUGUUAAGGAGCAGCCAAAGACAGAGUCACAGCCAUAUUCAAUCCCUGAACAUCACGUGGAGAAGGUUCCAGACAAUGAUGUGUACAUUUCUAUGGUUCUAGAUGAGGUGAGUAAGCCUGGGAUCACUGAAGAGGAGGACUGGGGCUGUGUGGGUGUUGAUUUUACAAACCUAUGAGCUGGCGAUGAUGUCAUCUUCACCCCAUCUUCUCAACCAAACUGUAUGAUUUGCAAAGGAACUCAGAGAUUAAAUAAAGUAACACAAUGUUAUUGUUUGAUUUGAAUGAAGUAAUAUGAUGUAAUUGUUUGAUUUGAUUAAAGUCAUAUUAUGCAAUGUUAGAAUCCCCAUGGGACAUCUACAGAAUGGGAACUAUUUGAAAGACAUGAAAAUAUUCAGUAUCAUUUUUCAGUUUCUUUUGUCAUACACUGACUGUACUUUAAUAGUUUUCUUGUAAUAUAUAUUUACAUAAAAAAAAAUACAUAAAAACAAAACACAUUUUAUUAAAUACAAAAAUUAUCAUGUUCAUUGUUAUGUUUUCGCAAUUUCAUCAUUAAU
Molecule: messenger RNA, 3564 nt
Organism: Esox lucius (northern pike)
Lineage: Eukaryota; Metazoa; Chordata; Actinopteri; Esociformes; Esocidae
Product: proline-rich transmembrane protein 3
Exons: 5
Coding region: 583-3186 (867 amino acids)
Source: RefSeq, a predicted model, not a curated record